AUGUGGCGAUCAAGGACGACUCCACGUGGCCGCUCGGUGAGUCUAUUGGCUUGUUUCAGAAGGAAAGCAGAAGAAGAAGAAGCAGAAGAGGAGAUUAUCAUUGUGGCGUAGGGAUUAUUGAGUCAAUUGACGCAUGAAGACCUGCUCGCCCCAAAUGGGAAUGAAUGCGAGAGGAGCCAGAGACUCGUGGGAAACGCCGUCUUGUCAUGUGCACUCUUUCUCUUGUCCCUUUCGGGGCGGCGUCAUUGAAAAUUACACCCCAACGCGUGGCCGCAUUCUCUCUCAACUUUUCAUAGUUUAUCCGCCACUGAUACGCCCGUCCGGGAGCUCCGAAUCGGACGACUAACACGUGCCGACGCGUUAUGUUUUGACACUUGGCACUCUGAAAUAUUUAGCACCUGCUCACACUGAUCCUAUGAAUUUCAAACGGAUUUUUUCAGACAGAAAACAGCGGACGGCUGAAAAUAGAAUUUGCCACAAGAUCCAAAUCGGACUGUUUGUAGUGGAGAGCAAAUGUAGCUUAGAGCCAGACUCUGGUAGAUUUCUGAAACAAAGAACCACUUGUUCGCACGCCGAACCCUUAUUUACCAUAAUCUCUGAGAUUUGAGUUACCUAAAAGUGCAAGUCUCCUCCCGAUUUCUACGGAAACGAAAUGAGCAAAGCAGUAUCAUUUCGAGCCGGCUCCCUCCCUCUUUUGCUCUCUGAUAAAUAUCUCUUCUCUUCCAAAUGCGAUGCGUGGAUGUUUAUCGAAUGUCAAUCCAAACAUAAACUUUUCUUCCAUCAACUGACACGUCAUCCUUCUUCCCAAUUUUUCCAAAUGAUUUAAAGUCGGCUUUUCAAAGGACCAAAGGUCUGUAGAGAUAAAAGAGCUCGUUUCCCUCCUCGCCUAAAUAAUCGAGACCGCCGAUUUCUAAUCUGAUAUCUUCGCCGCAGACCUUUCAAUUAUUCAUGGCCGAGGAAGGAGCACACGAGAAGAAGCCUCCCCGUCGCCGUCUUCUUCUUCUUCUUCUUCUUCCAGCUCGACUUUCCAUUUUUGUUUUGACACUUCUCGCCACUGGCUUUGUUUUACCGCUGUAUCGACGGGCCCGAUUAGUGUUUCGUUCGGUUCGAACAACAAAGUCUUCUGCUCCUUCUCCUCCUUCUUCUUCUUCUUCUUUCACCGAACAAUGUCGUCUUCUUCUUCUCCUUUCUACGACCAAAAAGUUGUGUUCAUCUCAUUAGCGAGACCACGUGAAUGAAUGACUGCGGCUCCUGUGACGCAGAAUGUUGAGGGGAGAUAUUUUAUUCAUAAGAAUAGGCUUACGAAUAAAUCAUGUUCGGAAGUAAGUAAGGACACUUUUUGCUCGAAUCGCUGCGUCCUGCUCUUCGGCUUCUCGGAGCAUGAGCCGUUCCCUCGCCUGAUCUUUGCGAGGAACUCACCGAGCUCUAACCGAGUUCCAACGGCGACAUAACGCAUUUAGUUCCGCCCCGCCAAAAAAAAUUGUUGUGUUAGUCUAUAAUUUCGAGCUCUCUGAGCCGCCGCCGCCGCCGCCACCGGCAUCGAAGAACGAGAAAGCGCGCUCAUGCAUAUUGUGCACAGUGAUUUUCGUUUCGGCUCCUCCUCCCGUCCACCUUUUUGGCUUGUGCUCGUCGCGCAACUCGAUACGGACGGGCCCGCUCGGAGGUCUGGAGGCCCCUCUGAAACCCGAGCCAAAUCCGAUUGAAUGCCCUGUUCUCUCGUCCGGAGUGCUUGCUCGUCGGGAUAACCAACUCUUUCCCCUCCUCUGCCCGCAGCUGCACAGCACUUUUGUUGGCGCCUGCAAAUUUUGCAUCCGAUGAACGAUUAAUCCGGGCGGCGGCGGCUCUUCUUCUCCCUUUCCUUCUUCUUCGUCUUCUUCUUCGUUUGCCCACACUCUGUCCGUGCACGAAUGUGGCGUGCUUUCUCUGGAAACGAAGGAUCACGCAAUAAGUCCGAUGAUCGUCGAACUGCGGGCCCCUCCUUCAAGAUCUUUUGCCCGUCCAUUCAUUUAUUCAUUCCCCUCUUGUGCCCAUUGUUCGUGGCGCCAGAAGCCCCUCCCCUUGCAAAAGAUCAGUGGUCGAAAGAGCACACUCGCUGCUGGGAGAGCCCAAUCUAUCUCAAUUCUGUGCACCCAUCCAUGUGAAUGAACACCACUUUUUCUCUCCUUCUCCCCCUCGAAUUCAGUCAUUUCCUCUUUUUUGCCGACUCUCCCGUGUACUUUUUCCGCUCUCGUUUUUUCGUGUGCUUUGAAGUAUAAUCGAUUGUUUGGAGACGUGGAAACACCAUGCUCACCGACCGUCUCAUCACUCGGAUCGGAUCCCUCCGAGGCUUUUCUCCACUUCGGAUGAGCAGCUUAGGAUCCGUCUCUUCUGCUCCGCCCGGAUCUGCAAAGGUCCCCGCAUUCCAGGUUGGUCACAUGUUGUGCCGUGGUAUCAUUGGGUCUCUUCUGAAGUCUCCAAGUUCCGAUGAUCAUCUGAUCUGAUAAGUUCAAUGGGACGCGGUUGCUGCAGUCUUUUAGAGUCAUAAAAUGUCUUAUCAGUGCUAUCAGCUCCUCGAUUCAUUCAUUUUCGGUCUUUUUCGACUCACUUUCUCCCACUCCUUUUGUCAGUAAAAAUUGGUGUCAGGGGACUUUGAAAGAGUCCAAAAAUAUGUAGUUUUUGAGUAGAAAAUUGAUUUAUCUCGAUUGAUGUGCAAAAUAAAAUAAAAAGUCGGGGUGCAUAUAUGGCAGCCAGCUGUGACGCUUUCCGAAUCCCGAAGGAGCAACAUCGUGCUCUUCCGCCAAUAAACCGACGGGUCACCCGUCUUCUGCUUCUUCUGCUCCGACGUCGUCUUCUUACACCGAAAUUAAUCCGGCGGUGCCGUCGACCCCUUGUCAAGCGAUGGCCGCAAACACGACCUUCUUCUAUUCGUCCUCGUGCUCCUUCUCCCCUCUCGCUAUUGUUCGUGUGCUGUGCUCCUCUUCCGCUCCUUCUCGCUCUACUUCUCCGAAAAGUAGACGUCUUUCCCGCAGAGCCCUACAAGAAGUUUUUUCUUUCUCUUUUCUUUUUUGGCACCGCCGCCGACGCGACCCCAUAUUGAAAAGUAAACAGACAAGAAGACGAAGAAGAAGCGACCAAAGCGGAAAACGGCUUCGUCCGUCCUUUCCUUCUGGGCCCCCAAUUAGACCAGACAAAUGAGAGUACACGCGGCCCACGAGGGUUCAUAAAUCUUCGCUUCCUGUCGCCGUUUUUUAUCCCCCCUCCCCUCUACUUGGGUUUCAACACAACGCUUUUCCCCCCGCCGAGCCAGUCCUCGUGUCUCAGCUCAACUUUUCUUAUUUGGAAUGGCAGUUGGACGGACGGACGGGACACUUUGUCUCUUGUUUUGGGUUACGCCCGUCUCUCGUUACCCCCCGCUGGAUAAUCUUGAUUGGCUGUGUCAGGCGUCGAUUUUCCGGUCUUUCUUUUUUUCAGUUUUCAGACCUUCUCGGCUUUUUACUGCGUUAUUACGUGGUUAGAAGAGAUUGAGAACAGACGGCAGAGAAAGACUAUCUGCGGCCAAUGAUCGAACGCUGUGACCCGCUUUUCGUUCCCUUUUCUCCGCCGUUUCUUGUAUCCCUAUUUUACCGUAAAAGACGUUUUCGUAUUCCUAUUGAGCGAUACUUCUCCAGUUUCACUAAGUUUUCGACCGGUCGGCUCAUUCAACUUCGUAGUGGUCCAUCUAGAUGGGCCGUCUAGCAAAGACCUUGUUUCUGCUCACUGCGCACCGCGGGAAUGAUAAUCCAGUGGUGUCGGAGAUGUCGAAAAACCUGCAGAGCUGUGCAGACCGGCUGGUCACAGAGUAAAGUGAAAGAAAAAGAGAGGCAAUGAUUCAAUUUGUGUUGUGGGACCACGGGUGUGCUACGGAGGCACGCGAGCAGACACCGCCACAACAAGAGUGUUCUGACGGGCGGCCCCGACGGCGGUGGUCCUUUUUUAGCGGCUCUCUCGAAUUUUCAAUGAGAAAACUUUACUGCCUCGCUGCAUCGCUCUAAUUCACCGGAGCGCAUUUCUUUUGCUUGCUCUUUUUUGGAAAACAACGUUGUGCUCCUUUGAAAGUAUACUGUAGGCGCACAAUUUCACGCGCAAACAUUCUUGCAGUUUUGUCAGUUUACUUAAUUCAAUAAUCAGAUCUUUGCAAAGUUUCAAUGUUUCAUAAAUUGGACCAUAAUCUAUAAGUAAUGUCAGGCGUCGUCAAGACAUCAAGACGUCAAGACAUAAUAAUUCAGUAGAACAUUUCGUGCGUAAACUCCAUCAACAUCAACCACAGCGAUGUUUUGCGGUCGUCUCCGCAAAGACUGAUAACACUUUCGGUCUCUGUGUUUAUAAAAUUCAAGGAUCUCUCGUCACAUAACCGGCUUCGAAUAAACAGUUCGUUCAGUCAGUAGAUUCAAUUUCAACCGCGUGGUCGCGUUGUUUGUCGCCGUCGUCGCCCUUUUGCCCGUGUCAUCCAUUGCGAAUUAACUGAAAUUCACUGUCAUUCUGUUCACCGACAUUAGACAUCAGCGGAAAGUUCGGAGAGACCGCAGGCGGUGAAACAGUUCAUACGACGAUGCGCAUCUCUCUCCUCGGACGCACAGUUUAACCGUUACUUCUGAUGUUAUGUGCAUCGUCGUGACCUCGUUGAGAGAAUAAUUUAAUAGACCGCUCGCCUUCUUCUCCUUCCUCUGCCGCUUUGCAAGUUAAUGGACUUCCCUAUUAAAAUGUUAUUCCUUCCAGAUGGAGUAUACAAUAACAGAAACGGACACUCUGGAAAGGGUGGCCGCUUCUCACGAUUGCACGGUCGGAGAGCUGAUGAAGCUGAACAAGAUGGCGUCGAGAAUGGUGUUUCCCGGCCAGAAGAUCCUCGUCCCUCUCGCCACUUCGGAUGACGUCUUCGACCCGCCCUCCUCGGCCUCAUCUCUCAAAUCGUCUGGAAAUCAAAUAUCGGGCAUCGAAAACGCAGGUUCGGUAACAAUUUGAGGAACAAAAGGGUCGCCAAGUGCUCUUGUUUCCUCAUUUGGCGAGCAUUUUGUGCAGGCGAAAAGAACAAAGAUUUCAGAGGACGGGAUACGAAAAGGGCCCGGAGGCGCUGUUCCCGCUCACGUCCGACGGGGGUCCUUCACGAAAACGCAGUCAGCACCGGUGCCACGUGGAAGUAAUGAGGAGGCGGACACAGACUGUCUGCAGAGGUUUCUGAAGAUCAAAGUGAAACAAGUGACCGAGUCGGAUGGAACCGUCUCUGGGACACUUCUGGUCACUCCCAACUGUCUAAUGUUCGAUCCGGAUGUUUCACACCCGCUAGUCAAAGAGAAAGGACCGGAUUUAUACGGGAUGGUUGCAAAGUUCGAAAGAGAGAGCAUGAUAAUCUGAAAGUGAAUGGUAUUUCAGUAUGGAUGAAAUUGUGUCGGUGUCGGUUUACAAAGAGAUCGGAGGGCUGACUGGAGACACGGCAGAGAAGAAGAGGGACAUUUUUGAUCCAGAUCACUUGAGAACACCGGAAGAGAGUCCGAAAGUGAGAAUAUAAACAUUGUUAUCAAAUCCAUUUCUAACAGCUUCAGAAGCAAGCUCAAAAUACUGAAGAAAUCGAAAUUCCAAAAAAUGAGGAGGUUAUUUUCGAUGCUGGCUCCGUCGAUUCAGUGAGUUCGCCCCCUUCUUCUUUAUUAUUCAACCAUUAUCUUUUCCAGAACCACUCUCCGAAAUUCGGCAGCGAUAUUGCUCUGCCAGCCAUUUCGGAAGAGACUAAAGACUCGCCGAACGAGGAAGCAAAAGGACAGGAAACACGCAAUCGAGCAGCCACUCUCGGGGACGAAGACGUUCAGAUGAGGGCACGUUCCCGGUCAAGAACGUCUUCUCAGGCGAGCAGCAACGACGAACGGCCACGAAGCUUUUCUGAACUAGACACUCCGGAGGGACGAAACAUCGGACGGUUUUCACCGACUGUCGCCCGGAGGUCGUUCGGAAAACUGGGAAGAACACUGAGGUAUUAUUAAAAAGUCAAAAGACGGGGUGGUGUGCGGACUGAGUCUGGCUUCGCCGCUUGUUUGAGCAUUAUAGUUCACCUGUUCAUUCUUCCUUUUUCCGUCACAAUAAUUUUGUUAAAAAGUGUAGAAAGUGGGGACGGACAUUUGGAGAAAUAACAGCAAACCAACCCGUGAAGACUUUUAUUUAUAAAAAUGAUGAUGAUAAAAAAUAUCUAUAGAAAGGUUUUCCAGUGCGCGAGCAAAGUCAAUUCAAGGGACGGUAACAUCUGGAGCCGAGAAAGUAGUGGGAACGGCAGUGCAAGGGACUAAAUCGAUGGCUCACGGAGUGGUGACGCACACGAAAAGUGCCGCCGACACGUUGCAAUCGGGCAUCGAGAACGGCGUGAAAGUGGUCGGAACGCAGGCGAAAGUGAUUCAGAAAAGAUAGUGGCAAACGGGAAUACGAGAUGCUUUCAGGCGGCGGCUGAUGUGGCUGGGCGCGUCGUCGACAAAGGGCAGUCGCUGAUGAGUGAAAGCAUUAACGGCGUCUCGGAGAUAUUCAGCGUUCCUGACUUUGAGGUGCGUGGGUCUGUUUGUUUACACACGCUUGUUUUGAGCGCGCAAUUAGGGGCGGAAUACCCGUUCUGUUUCGAGUGAGUAAUCAAAGUUCGAAUGUGGGAGGAAGGAAGCACUCGAAUCGAACUGGUUGUCGUGCUGCAGCGACAAGAGUGUCGCUGCGAAAAACGAUAUUAACGAGAUUAUGUGCGAAUCCGCUUUUUGAAUACUACCGUACGCGUAGCGGAACCAUCCGCAUACCUGUAUCAUUCCCCUUUUACUCACUACUAACUGAUCAUGAAUGUGCUGCGGAAACCGUUUCGAAAGCGGUCUGACAGCUACGAUUUGCUGGCAUUUGAGAAAGACAAAAAAGAGAACGUUGACAGUGUUUUGGUGAGAGAAACUGUUAUGAUACUUGGCAGCAAAUGAGUAAUCGGUCAUCAACAGUUUAUACUCUAUUUUCAGACCCAACCCCAAAAGAGUCAGAUGACGAUGAAACGAGAACAGUCGCUUGCAAAACUGCAAGACUUGCGGAGACAAACGGCCGAAGCCAGGGAAACAUCUGCGAAAGAGAACAGAGCCAGUGUGUGAGUGGUUCUGCCAUUGCAUUCUGAUCUAGACAAUGGAAAUUUCAGGUUCGCGUGUGCCACUUCCAGCGACGAAAUGCCCGAUCUGUUCGCCGCCGUCGACGAAAUAAUGGAGCGGAGCCGAAUGCAGAGCAACGAAUCGAUGUCUUCGCAACCGAUUCUGCCCUUCUACAUGGCCGUCAGAUUGACAAGAAACAAGAAAAAGAAGAGUGAGUUAUUGAAAUUGCGUUGUGUUUACACUGACAAGACUAUGAAGCGGGACUCCCGCUGCGGGAGGGAGCUGCGAAAGAAGACACCCGAGGCAAAAUUGCAAAAGAAAAAGAAGAAUGUGACAAUUUUUUCGAGUGUGAAGGAAGUUGAACCCAACUCAUUUUUCACCGUGGACUUGAGUGUCUUCCACUGUCUAAUCCUUCUUCUCUUCCGUCUUCCUCUCACCUCAAAUCACAUUUCGUCCUUCUCCUCCUCUUCCGUUUCGCCCUCCAGCAAAUUAGGCGCUUUCCGCACGGCCUCCCGCACAGCAGCAGCAGUUUCAAAAGAAGACGACCUCUCACUGACUGGUUCUGCUCAUCGAUGAAAUUCUCAGAGAGCGAAGGCGCAGCAUGCGAAACGGCCAAGGCUUCCGGAGCUCCGAGGAGACGCAGAGCUCUAGGCUCUCUUCAUUUAUCCAGCUUUCCGUGCCCUCCCUCGCGCAUAUUUGUUUCGGGUUUCUUUGCCACCCAAAAACAGACGACUUGCAGAGUCCUCAUCCAGCUCUCCGUCCUACGACGAGGAUAUCGCAUUCGGGAAUAAGUUGAAAAGAGAAUUCUGGUAAGCUUUUUCAAUAAAAAAUACAACAGAUUGCACAAACGCAAGCUCGUUUUGUUUACACUCGAUUCAACUUUUUUUAUUUGCAAAGUUUUCAGGUUCGCAGUUCCACGGAACCAAGCCGACAACAUCUACCACUUCCUUCUGCAGUGGUCACCGGACAAGUACGGACUGGUGAGUCCAAUUUUCUCCCCCACAAUUUCUGGGAGUGUUUGCAUAUGAAACGACGACUCCCAGUAUAAAAUAUGAAUGUUCUUUUCCAUUCCAUUUCGCAUUCAAAUCGAUUCCGUUACUAGAGAAAUCUACGGAAGAAUGGCUAUAAAUUUGCACCGAAAACAACACAUUUAUAGUCCUUCUCUCUUCUACGUCACUCUUUUCUCCCCCAAUUUCUUCUCUCUUCAGGACACAACAACGUCGUCUCUAAACGAGGAGACGUCGGCGGUGAUGAUCAACGACGGACAAGAGAAGGGAUUCAUUGUGCUCGGAUCGAACGCCGACGAAUCGCUUUCCGGUACGCCACUUCGUUUUUUUUGGGAAAUUACUCAGCACGUGCUCCAGCUCCAAUUCCAAAAUCCUAAAAACAGACACACUUCUUAUUAUAAUCUAUGCGACAACAGAAACUUUCUGAUUUUCGCAACAGACUACAAGGGUUAUCAGUUAUGGAUGACGAGUUUCUCUGAUAAGGAGGUCGAGGUGAAUCAGCACCGAGACGAACUAUGCUCCGCGUUUCGUUUCGUAUAAAAUGACAAUGCUCCCUUCGGUAUGAGUAAUUGCCAUCACUCCCGUUUUAUCAUUCCCUCCCUCACCUAUCUCUCCCCGAUUUCUCUUUGAAUCUUCAAAGAAGAGAUCUCGCUGACGUCGUCGGAAACUGUACAUUCUGUGCAAGUAUGUUUCUCUCUCUCUCGCUCUGUCUUCUCAUCUUCCCAUCUUCUUAUCAUAUCACCAUCGGUUCAAAAAGAUGGACAUUGUGGGCCGAAAUGUAUCCCUUUUGUCUCGUGACUUUCGAAGACUUUCGGCCGUAUCACGCACCUUUAUCAUUGUCUCGCGGCUUCUCCCUCGCCUUUUGUUCGUUUAACAGCAAAUUCAAGCCAUUUCCGAGUUUAUUGUCCCCAUCUCACCGCGUUAUUGUUUCCUCUUCUCCGUUUCCCUCUUUUCAGAAAUUCUAGAUCACAUUUUGUGUGAUCGUAAUCUCAAGUAAUUCUGAAUCCUGCGAUUAUGUUUACUGUACCGACAAAGUACAAACAAAGCGAAAUUUCACAUUUUUCUAGAUGUAAGUGAUGCAAUCGCUUUGUGAAAUUUCGAUUUAGCAGCCGUUCGCAUCACUUUUCAGUGUUUUUCGCGAUGUUUGAACCGCCGAUUGGAAGCGAUCAUCUGCGAUAUUUCUGCGCGCCCACCGGCAAUGCAUAUCUCAUAAUCUGCUGAUCCUAACCAUACAUUCUGUUGCAAUUGGCUCUGACCAAAUGUCGAUUUGAACUUAUAGUCCAGUUGGUUUCGUACUGUCACUGGCCCCGAUGUCGAUAUAAUCCAUCUGUAAGGGGCGGAUCCCUGAGCACGCGCAUUGUUUAUCGACACCCUUCCGUGUUCUAGAAUGGCCCAUUCAGUGUAAGCUGCGUCUAUUGUGUCAGCUGAUGUUGUUUUCUUCUUGCUGACCUUCAAUAACCCUACCCACUUACAAGAACCUCAAAGGGUCAAAUUGUAGUCGGCUGCAUUUCCUUUGUCAGUAAAAGCAAAUACAAGUUCUUCUGUGUCCUUUCUUUCCUCUGUAUGAUAUCAAAAACCACAUUGUUCACUUUCCUGCUUGCUGCUUCAUUACCAUAAAAGAGUCUCGAUUCGAAUGGAAUUCACAUUCAAACGCGUGCGAUUCCUAUCAGCUUCUUCUCCCAUUCACGAGACCAAACCAUCAUGGCUGCUCCCGUGUUCCGAUCACAUGCACACAGGUCUGAUAACACUUUCGAUGAAUAGAACAAUCAAACUUUUUCGUAAGUGCACCUGGGACAUUGUUUUGUUGACAAAGAACCAGGAGUAUAAAUUCUUUGAAUGGAAAACGGGAUAGAAAUUUCAGAAACGUCUGUAGCCAUGCGUCUGUGGUUUUGCAUUUCGACCUCUUCGUCCUAUGCUCUUGAUGUUUUUCCGCGGCGCCAUAAAAGACAUUCACCAGCCCAUAAAACGGAAUACGGUCGGCUCCGCUCUUCCCUGUUCGAUCGCGCCCGUUCCCCGCCAUUUGUGCCCACUCCUGCCGCCCGUCGUCCGCCCGCUGCUUUUGUCUCUGCGGUCUCCGCGUUCCGCGUGCUCCCUCAGUCCCGGUCCGUGCACUCUUCCGACCUUUCAAUGCGUUUGCAUAUUCGAUAUCGAUCCCGCCAUGUGUUUUCGACAACAGGGGAUUCCCGUUAUCACACGCAUGUUGACACGAUUUUGAACAUUUCGAAAAGCGAAAGUGAUCGUAUCCAAACAACAGACCCCGGCAUCGUCCUUUUUAUCUCGGUUAGGUUUGUAACCGCAACCGUAGGCUACUUCGGUUCUGCCACCAUAUGAGAAACAACAAAAACAGACGCCGAGUUUGAACUUUUGUUCGAUGUUUGAUCCGGGCCUCCUCUGAAUCCUAACCAAUUUUCGACGAGAGUGCCGCCGAUCCGUGGCGCGCCCGUGAUAGAUCAACGCUCCGUUUUGUCGUAAUUGAAGGCAGUCGAGCUAAUUGAGCUGAACUAGUUUUCCAUAUUUCGACCGGCACUUUUUAAGGGAUCUGAUCGCCAGGUCGGACAUCACAGAUUAUAUUCUCGAUUCUCUGCCAGACAUUACGAACGGUUCAGUUGAUAAAACUAUGUUCAAGGGCACAUUUUUGGUUUCAGAAUUUACCUCCAACUUCCCGAUAAGUUGCAACCUAAACCUCAAAAACAUGUUGUUCAACAAAAUCAGCAGGUCUCUGUUUGGCGGAUCUGAGUAUAAAAAGAUGUGUUUCCGUGGGCGAGAGCCACUGUCUCCUGCUGUUUCCCGCCGUCGGCAAUUAAUCCGUUCAUGUCCGUCUUCGCGUUCUUUCCGUGCCCUCCUCGGAUCGCAGCUUCUCUUUCCUCUUCCGCUGCCUGCGCCUCUUCUCUUUCACCUCUCUCUCGCCUUUCUUUUCUCAAAUUUUGCGUGUGCGCGCAGGAGUACUCGGCAUGCGGUUCUCUUCUUUUCUUCUUGAAAUCCAUUGUUCUCCGUUUUGUCGACGUUACUCGACUGCUUUUUCGCAUUCGCUUCAAAAACAAGCGAUCUGAGGCUACACAGUUAACAAGACCGCACUUUUUCGAUUAAAAAACAUCGCAUCUGAAUCCCCGGUCAUUUUUGUAUUGCUCUCCCAUUUAAAUGGUAUUUUUUCCGGACGAAUUCAAUGCCCACAGUUCGCACUUUGGCUGUUUUUCUUUUCGAUCGUGUUUUGCAGAAAAACACGAUUCGUUUUCCACGUGCCGUAAAUUUAUUGCGUGUGGUCGGUCAGAAUCCGGGCAGUGUCGUCGCCGCCUUCAAUUCGAAUUGUAUAGAUACUUACAACUCGAAUUACUUUUUUUCGAUAACAGUUCUUAUUCUUCUUCUCUUAGUAGGAUUAUAUCAACCCACACACACGCGGGCGCUCAAGAAAGAACGACUCCACCCUUUUCCUGUGCUCGUUGGAAGAGACUAUAAAAGAUUGUUGCGACCAUUUGUACCCUCAUUGAAUAUUCAAAUUCUGUCCCAUGUGGCAUUCGAUUCCCCUAUUUAUUCGUACAUUUGUGCACUUGACACGUAUCGAAACGAUUAUUUCUCUCUCGACCCGCUUGUUCGAUGUGUUCUCUUCGUUCUGUUUCUUAUCUUUCUCGUUUCAUCUCGAUAAGUUCUUCACUUUUAGCACAAUCACAGCAUGGGAGCCAGCGAGUCUGCCACACUCUCAGACAUUCAGACGGCCGUUCCCUUCCGUCGGCGAGCCAAUACCACAGCAUCCAGGCCCCGUCCCGACUAUUUCGCGAACAACAACAACAACAACGAUGAAAAGCAGAAGAAUUCGAACGCCUUCCUCACAGAAUUCGAUGUCAAACAAAUGAUGGCUCGCAGUCGAGCGGGUACUAUCUGUGUCUCCUCGAUGCGUCCUUCAGUUGACGAGCGCGCUGCUGCGGAACAGAGCAUUUUGGAGACGGUUCGGCAGGCAGAUGCGGAUGAUCAGGAGCCAACGUCGUCUGGAAUGGAGAAGAAAGGAAGCAUCAGCUCGAGAAAGUCGACAGGAUCCCACGACUCGGGCGUCGGCACUCAUUCGAGCUCGCCAGUCGCUUCGAGCCUCCAUCUGUCUGCUGAUGAAGUUCUCAUUCCGUCACGAAAAGUAACCGUAUCUCUAUCCGAAGAUACUAAGAAUGUGGAAGAGCGGAAGAAGAGAAACAUCAAACGAGCGAUCAUAAAAAAGGUGUUCAAGAAGAAGUCCAACAAGUACCCAGAGUCAAGGGCCAGAUCGAAGUCACUCGGAGCGGGUGUCUUGAAUGGUGAGUUCUGCCGAAUGUGUCUAUGUCUAUUUCUGAGAAAAUUCGGCAAACUGCGAAUUUCCGUUGCGAUUAGGAAAAAGCCCGGGGCUUUUAGGCAAAAGAUCAGUUCUAAUCUGUCGGGCACUCUACUAAGACUGACUGUCAAUAUAUCUAAAUAUUACCCGAUUUCUGAAUUUUGAUGCGGCUCUUCUGAAAGCGGGUUAACCAUACGGCUAUAAAUGGGUUCGAAAUGACGGAGCUCAUCUUCAUUGUUCGCUUGCCGAACGACGCAAAUUCUAAUUUGUCUUCUCGUAAAGUGACUAUAGACCUCCAUAGACAGAUGACACACGGAAGUCGUUUGCUCUCGUGCCCUUGCACGAAUUCGAGAUAAAGAAUGUGUGUCGCCGUUUUCUUUUUUCUGAUUCGUUUUCAGAGAAUAAAACCUGAAUCGGAUUCUCCUUUAUCUCCUGAUGCGAUCUGAGUGAAGUCACCUGCCUCUAGCUUUCAAAAUAAAAGAAGUCGUUAGGCGUACGCGACAAACUUUCUUCUCUAUUCUCCCCCCGAAAAUUGGACUGGAAAAUUGGGAGAAAAAGGAGGAACACAAUUGAGAGCGCGUGGAAAAUUGGGUUCUUUUCCACUUUCAAUCCAAUUUCUCCUUCCUCCCAAAACGUUUUCACAUUUCCUUCAACUCAUGUUUCCAAUCUCUGAUUUGUCUGCUCACUUGUUUUCCAUUUUCCCCAACUUUUAUCCCUUCGCUCUCCGGAACUCAUCUUUGGUUCACCGUGAAAGUUGAAGACGGCAUUAGUUUGAUUAUUUGGAGAAUGCGACCGAGGGGCACGUGAGGUCCCUUCCGCAGCUAUUUCUGGAUUCUGGAGAGCAAAAGCAGAUGGAAGGGUCGCAGAGCCGUCAGCCACUGUAGUAUUAGUCUUUGAUAAAUAAUGAACUGAGUGUCGAAUUGCAGACGGCGCAAAUAGUUAUCAAAACAAAAACAUACCUUUUUCACUUCCCUUCUCGACUCCUCUUCGUCUUCUUUUUUCGACUGUUGCUCUGAACGUUUCCCUUUUCUUUUGUAGAGAGUGUUUCUGGAUUUGCCGGACGACGUCAUCACCACAGAAUAAGGCUGAUUUAGGAAGCUUUCUAGUCGCUUGCUACCCGCCAAUUUUUUUGUGAAUAAGUUCAAAUUGAGCAGAGAAGGGCACUGAGAACAAACUUCAAACUACACCCACAAUUUCGAAAUGUUGCCAUCCGUCUGAACGUUGGACAUAAAUCCAGACUCCUCCGCAAUAACAAACCAUAAACGUCAUCCGAUUCUAGUCGUCUUUUGUCAGUCACUCAAAGAAAUCAAGAGUUUGUGAAGUUUGGACGCCGAGUUUUUAUUGGCAUGUCGCGUGGAAAUGUGCUUUCGGGUUCCCCCUCUGGAGUAGUCUUUGAAAAGUGACCAAUUCUGAAGAAGUCGUCCGACAAACUGUGUGAAGUGAAGAAACAGGAAAAGUCAAAGAACGAGCCAAUUACCCGAUGAAAAGGUUCCUAAAUACUUUCAAAUUUCUUCUCGCUUUCCAGCUGUAUUCAUAAUUGAAGACGACGAGAUAACUAUGCGAAUUCGCUUCCGGCUUUCCCUAUGGGAGUAGUACUUUCGCCAUCAAAUAAUCAAAAUUUGUGGGAACCUUUUUUGGUCAUAUUUUUCUAGUCACAAGUACUCGCUGGCCGUUGCUCUUUGAGCGAAAGGCCGUGCUGGACAAUAAAUCAGCCGUACUCGAGAUGGGUUCAAACUGUUUUCUAAAGCUCCCCCGAGGGGACACCAAGUACUACUCGCUUUUUUCUCUCAGCCACUUUUGCGCCGCCCGAGAAUUCAUUCGAAAAGACGCUCAUCUUUUUGGCUCUUCCGGCGAUGUAAUUUGGCACCCUUUUGCAAAGAGCCCCCUAUCAGAAAUUUUAUUUAUUUUCGAUCAGAAUGCUCUCGUUUUCUCUUCCCGUUUAGGAAAUUGCAUUUGUAACGGACGAUAUGAUAAAUACAAGAAGACAAGUAGUGUGUCUAUUUUCGGGUCCUCGAGUACCUUGUUUUGCUCAAAAUGUGUCUUCUGCCGGCUUUUCGGCAGUUCUGAUUCAAAAAACAAUAAGUUUGUCAGAAAGAAGACGUCGUAGUAUAUUUCUCAGUGAAAGCAGACGUUACUUCCGCAAGUUUGCUCUUUUGUUGUAGCGAAUACAUCCGUAGUUUUUCUCUUUGACAGCACAAACAGCUCUCUUUGCCCCUUAGGUUUUCCUCUUCCGGACAUUGCAAUCGUUUCCCAAAAGAGGGUUCCUUCUGGUUCUCACACAAACCCACGUAAACACUGAAAUUUUGUCGCUGUAAACAUAAGUCCAUCCUCUUCUCCAUUUCCGAACGGUAAUUACUAUCUAGCAAAUUUAGAAAAGACGACAUUACUCCUUUUGUUUUUGGACGCCCAUCCCUACCAACUCGUGAAAGGGGCGUGUCCAACCAGAAGAUGCUCCUUCCCCCUCUCCCUUCUUUCUUCGUUUUUUCGAAAACCAAAAGCUCGCCCAGUGCCGAGUGUUUUUUGUUCCUCUAACUGAAGAAACAUGUAAAAUAAGUUUGGCACCCUCCUCCACCCGCACUCGCCAAGCCUCUCCUUUUUCUGCCCGAGCAGUAAUGCACUUUCGGUACGGCUCAUUUCCUUGUCUGAAUGAGUUUUAAGCCUGCGGCGAUGCAACUGAUUCGGCUAAUCAACACUGAGUCAGCCACGACUCCUCUACUCACUCCGCCUAUGCUCGUUUUGUUUUGUGCUUCACUCUUCUCGAAUUACAGACAAAUUUGGCCACUUUAAGCAUAAAUCUUGUGUAAACCGAGCUCAAUUAGCCGCAUCGUCAAACGAGCUCAUCGCUCUGCUAUCCACCCACUCAGUUUCAUUUCUGUAUCAUCCUCUUCAUCCGUUUACCUCUCCGCUCUCCUUCUAUGCCGAUUCCGCUGAUUACUGUAUCGCGUACAGAAGAACACCACGGCGUAUCGUACCGCGAAAUGCUCUCCUCGCUCGUUGACAAAGUUCAAACCUCGACCAACUCGCUGGCGUCGACCGUCUCGCAGGCGUCUUCGGAGGAAAUGAGCCGUAUCUCCGUCAGAUCGGCUCUUCGGUCCGUCGUCUUUCAAUGCCGCUCGGCAAAGUCAGACAGUCCUCGCAACGGCGUCUGUCUCAGAUGGUUUCUGCCAUCGGAGAAGUCAUUGAUCAGGAGAUUCUAAUGACCCAACCAGGUACACAAAAACUUCCGGGAAGGACAUGUCGUGUGAAACUGAAUUCAAAAUUUAAAAUUCACAUUGCUUAUUCUCAUAUCUUCUUGAAGUUCCAGGAAUAGCAUUCUUUUCCGAAUCUCGGCAAUCUUUCGUGCCAACAAAUAAUUUAUAGACCGGAAUCGUUCCGUGUGCAAGAUUUGAGGAAACUUUGUCGCAACUGGUCCUCCAACAUUGAUUAUUCACACACAAAACAUGCGAUUGGCGCUUUCGUCUCGGUAGUAGAACACGAAACAGAGAAAGAGUCUUGGGAGCACGUGCUGUGAAUAGUUCGAGCUGAAAAUCUACAUAAAAUAUUCAUUGAAAUUGAAGUGCUGAAAUUCGAAACCGCGCAGACGCCGAUCGGUUUCUUUUGGCGUGAGCUUCGUCUUGUUUUUGUGUCAUUCUGUGAUGCAUGAUCAGAACAGAAAAAAAAAUGGGGGAAAGAAGUUGAUGAGAAAUGCAUGCAGAGGGCACCCUCCAACGAGUUUAUUUGUUUCAGGCGAAAAAUCGGCGCCGUUGUUCGGAUCGUCGCUGCUGAACCGCGAAUGGGAACUGGUCACCGUCUCGGAGAUGUGCCGCCGCUUGUCGCUCGACCAGGAACUCGAGCUGCCAAUUCCGGAAGGGGCGAACACCUCGCAGAUCCUCGACGAACUCAUGAUCCGUCAGGUAAGGAAAAUGUUUAGAUGCUUGGGCGUUUCCAUUCACCGCCCACACUCGACGGUAAUCCCCGUUCUCUGCUCUUUCGACUAAUGUGCCAGACUGGCUGAAUUCGAUUAGUCGGCCAGGAGAAUCGGAGAACGAAUUCCUCUCCAUUUUCUCAUCAUUUGAGUUCUGUUCUGAUGUCACACAUUCAUUUCGAGCAAAAACACAAAACAAUAAACUGGCAAAGCACGCAAUGAAUGAGGAACUAUCGAGCUUUCUUCUCCGGAAUUUCGUAUAUUCCAUUAAUUUCGCUCAGUCAUUCUUUGCCCAUUUUUGAGUAAUUUAGUUGGUUUCGACUCGUUGGCUGCCAACAACGAUUCCAUUCCAACGAUUCCAGUGCAGAAACAUAAAAAGAGUGCGCGUGACCGCAAAUUGACGGCGCGAGCAAAGAAAGUGUACUCGAGACACGGGACCCUGUCCACUGUGAAUUUAUAAGAAAAGAGUUCGAGAGAAAAGCGCACAACAAGACGCAUUUUUCAGGUGAUGGACAUUCUGCCGCCACGUGCCGAAGGCUACCCAUGGGUCAACAUCUACAAUUCGGAGAAGCACGGGUUCUCGCUCUCCACCAUGUACCGGAAAAUGGCCGAAUUUGAUGAGGAUCUCUCGCCCGUUCUGCUCAUCAUCCGAGACACCAAAGAACACGUGUUCGGAGCCGUCGUCUCGUCUGCCAUCCGACCAUCCGACCACUUCUUUGGAACUGGCGACAGCUGCCUUUUAUGGAGAUUCACUGGAGAAGUGCCGCACACUCGGUAAACAAAAGGUCUUCCGGCUGAGAUUCAACAAUAUUUUUCAGAGAAUUGCGCCAGUACACUUGGACCGGAGACAAUCAGUUCUUUGUGAACGCAGCCAAAGAUUCACUUUCGAUUGGAGCCGGAUCCGGAAGAUACGGACUUUGGUUUGAUGGUCAGUCACUCGCAAUAAUGUGUCUAUAUCCUUAUUGUUCCAUUUUCAGCCGACCUGAACCACGGGCGCUCCCAGAAGUGCGAGACCUUCGACAAUGAACCGCUCUGUGGAGACAACGAAGACUUCAUCAUUCAGUUCAUAGAAGCCUACGGAUUCAGAAUGUAA
Messenger RNA from Caenorhabditis sp. 36 PRJEB53466, 17392 nucleotides. The record is from the annotation of a GenBank genome assembly. Lineage: Eukaryota; Metazoa; Nematoda; Chromadorea; Rhabditida; Rhabditidae.